Heterocephalus glaber (naked mole-rat) is the source of this 1116-nucleotide messenger RNA. The record is from RefSeq and is a predicted model, not a curated record. Lineage: Eukaryota; Metazoa; Chordata; Mammalia; Rodentia; Bathyergidae.
AUGGCAGCUGACUCUAAGAUUUACUUCCUUCCUGUUCCAGCAGGGUUACCUGAAGGAGUGAGUAAUGGGGUAAUUUAUAACACCACAGGCUCUUUGUCAAGACCACUAGUCAAAACAGGAAGAUCAAACUCAGGUUUCAAUGGGCAGACUACAACUUUUGAUACUCUCUGGACAUCCUUCUUAAUUAUAAGUGGAAGAUCUUCAAGAAUUUUCCUAAGGAGAUGUCCAAAGGUGCAGCAUUUCUGGUUCCUUCGAGAGGGUGAGGAGAGCCUGCAGGCAUGCUGUGCACCUCUGCAAUUGCUAGUCCCAGGGUCACAGCAAGUGGAAGUGCAGAGCACCACAAACUGCUUUGAGCAGAGCCCACUUCCUUCAUCCCGGAGAGCAUGGAGCCGUUACACCAACAUCAAUCAAGGGGGACCCAGGCGCUGCACUCACACAGUUGAAGCAGGGGAGCAAAUCGAAGACUCACCCAGGAGCAGAGUGCUUUUGAGACAGAGGAAGAAGACAAAACAGCUCCCAGCUCAGCUUCUCUUGCCAUAUUCAGGAAUCACCACACGUGCUGUUAUAUUGGGCCUCAUUUUGUUUCCCUUUCCCCAACACCUGUGUGCUGUGCUUGUGGUGAGUCUUCAUAGCCAAGUACAAUUUUUCCAGUUCAACUCCACUGAUCACUAUCAACAAGAAAGUGUAAGAGCUCAGAAGUCAUCUUGGAGGCCCCAGGCGAAGACCAGUCCUGCAACCUUGGAAGGCAGCUAUGGUCACCACUAUACCACCAACGCCACACCAGUCAUGCAACCUUGGGAUGUGCAGGGUUUGGGCAGCCAAGGCUUGCUGCACUAACCCUUUGCUGCAUGUGUUUCAACAGUGCCAUUUACUUGAUGAAUGUCUCUUUUCCGGCAGAUGACAUGAGAACAGUGCUUGUAACUGUUUCUGCUCAGCAUGAUAUUCAGAACCCUUAACAUGGUUACUGACAUACAGGAGGUGUCUGUAUUUGUUGAAUAAAUGAAUAAAGGAGUAAUGUCUACUUUCUGUUGUCAUUAUUUCCUUUCAUAAUAUACCAUAUUCCAUGUCUUUUUGCCCAUCCCCAUCUCUUUCAUGCAUUGUUUCUUAAUUAUGGAU